This is a messenger RNA of Spathaspora passalidarum NRRL Y-27907, 4164 nucleotides long. RefSeq names its product SUMO ligase (gene SIZ1). The transcript has a single exon. The coding region runs from base 1 to 4164 and encodes 1387 amino acids. Gene Ontology annotation, molecular function: zinc ion binding; SUMO ligase activity. Gene Ontology annotation, biological process: protein sumoylation. Lineage: Eukaryota; Fungi; Ascomycota; Pichiomycetes; Serinales; Debaryomycetaceae. The record is from RefSeq and is a predicted model, not a curated record.
AUGACUGAUACCACCGAAAAUGAAACAGAAAAAGUCCAGUUGUCUACAGAAGAGAUUGCCGACACGUUAGUCAGACUCCACCAAAUGAAAGUGGCCCAGCUCAAGGACAUAUGCAGAUCCAUGGAACUAAGACUCAGUGGUCGGAAAGCUGAUUUGAUUGAUAGCAUCGAGCUGUAUUUCAAGCAUGGUCAGGAGUUUGGGGACAACAUUCGAUUGUUAACGAUACGAACGCUUGUUUUGCGGCGAGUAAACGGAACAAACUUGCCUACUUAUAGAGAACUACACAGCGCCAUCAGUAACGGGCUGUACUCAUUAGCAGGCAUAGUGGGCGAUACCAACCCAACAGCAGCACCGUCACUACCGCAACAGCAAGCAACCCUCCAUUCAUUCGACUCCAUCCCACACAAAGGACAUUCGUUGUACUUCUUGGAAAGUCCCUUCUAUAAGUUAAGGCGGCUGAUUCACAGUAGUCCGCAACUAUGUGCACCGGCAAAAGGUCGUGGUGAAUGCCAUUUCCAAUUCAUAUUUGCAGCCGAUGAGUAUAAGUUACUUAAGGAUAAUCCAGGCACAAAAGUUUACUUGCUCUGUGGGAAACAAGGUACCUCGGGACCGUCCUCGACUGAUGUUCCUAUCGAAUACCCGCUGCCUUCGGAAAUUCAUGUUAAUGGCAAACAAUUAUUGACUCAAUACAAGGGGAUAAAGGGGAAUAUAGGCACAGCUAAACCUGCAGAUUUGACUGACUUGGUUAAACCACCUCCUAACACAAACAAGGUAACACUAGUAUACCAACAAACCCAAGAAGCAUAUUUGGCCUAUCUAUACCUUGUACAGGCUAUAUCGCCAGAAACAGUAUUGGAAAGGGUUAAACAAAGACCAAAGAUCCACAAGAUUGCCACCAUUGCCCGAAUUAAAGCCGAGAAUAGUGAGGACGAAGAUAUCAUGCUUGAAAGUAGUACUGUGCCAUUAACUGACCCAGUAUCUCGCACGAAAAUAAAGUACCCUAUCCAAUCAAUCUAUUGUAACCACACGCAAUGUUUUGACGGGAUGAGUUUUCUCCAGACUCAAGUGCAGUUGCCUACUUGGAGCUGUCCCGUAUGUCUGAAACGAGUUAAAGUGGAAGAUUUGGCGAUUUCCGAGUAUUUUGAAGAGAUUCUAGCUACCGUGGAAGAAGAUGUCGACAGUGUGAUUAUAAACGCGGAUGGGACAUGGGAAGUUGAAGUUCAGCCCAAGAAUGAGGAUUCAGAUGCUGUAGGAAAACCAGGGAGGAGUGCCAGUGCUCAGGUUGAGACAGUCGAAAUUAUCUCGUUAUCUAGUGAUGAAGACGAGGAUGAGCAGAAUGAUGAGCAGAAUGAAGAGCCGGAAGACGAUAGUGGAAUCAUUCAAGAGACCGCGGAAACAAGUAUAGAAGAACCAAUAAAUGUCUUGACUGUAAAGACUGCAUCAAUGGAAGUGGCUGGACCAACUAACGAUGACUAUCCGACCACUUCAACCAAUGAACUUACAACAAGUGUGAAUAGUGGAAGUUCGGCUGACACUCUGGGUGAAUCUGGACUAACUAAUAUAAAAAGUUCUGCUGCACUUGAUAACGCAAUUGCGCAAAUGGAAGACACUAUCGAGGAAGAGUUAAAUGAUGAAUCGCCAUUAGCCAAUUUGAGAGACGCCCGUGAUCGGAUUAGAAGGAAUCAUUCCAACUCUUCCAUCGAGAAUAAUUCAGAAAAUGUCUUGCCAGAAUUAGGUAAUCGAUCCCCUGCCAAGACUCUUGUGACUCACUCAUUAGUUCUGCCAGCUGGUUCCAAUAGUGUUUCUCCCACGAGAACUUCAGACGGGCCAGUUCAAUUGCAGACACAAACUUCAGCCGUGAGUGCAAACCAAGGGAUUGGGUUGUCAAAUAUAGCAUUAACUGCGAGCAUAAACCAACCCCCGAAUGCAUCUCAAAAUCAACCAAGAGUUGCUAAUUCUCCGCCUCCAAAUGUGAGUACACAUCCAAGAAGUCCAAGAUACUCUUCAAUAUUUAUUAAUCCGAGAGCAAAUCAACGACACCUUCAUCAAAUGAGACAAGCAACUUCACCCAGGUCAACUUCUCCGCCACUUCGGCCCAGUGGAUCAUCAGAAAACUCGCCAGUGUUAGACCAUGCAAGAAGUAUUUCUUCCAAAUCCCCGGAUACCAAUAUUUCGGCACCCCAGACAAACUCCAAUGGAGUUCACACCAUUGGAACUAAUGUGGCAACUUCAAGUUCUCCUCUAGAAUCUACACAUAAUUCUAGUAGUCCACUUAUGGCUAAUGUCAAUUUGCAAAUUCCUCAGCAAACACAAAGUUCGCCAACAUCAUCUUCACCUGUGAACAGCCAGGGUCCUAUAUAUCCUAGAGUAAGUGAGAGUUUGGCUAGUCAAACUUAUCAAAAGAAGCCAAAUGGAGUAACACUGCCAGUACAAAGCAAUGGUCAACACCCUAUUCAACCUAACAUGUCGCACAACUCGCACCAACAGAGACCACACAAGAACGCUGCAUAUUAUCGCCAGUUAAUAAUUGCACUUAAUCAACGUAGGAAAGCUAACUAUUUAAGGUUUCAACAGGAGUUAGAGGCAAUGAAGAAAAGACAUGAGGAAGAUAUAAGAAGAUUUAAACACGAAACUAAAAGCAAGAGUUUCGAGAAGAACGAGCAGGCUAAUCGGUUUAGAAAAGAAGCACUGAUGGCUACAUCGCGCGAAAUGAGUAAUGAAUUGAUGGCUAAGCUGGACCGCAUUCGAGAUCGGGUGUUGAGUUAUGCUCAAGAACGUGCUCGCGAGAUUGUUACUAUGGAGAAGGAACAACAGUCACAGAUUCAAAACUUGAAUAAUUCGUUUGUGAGUGACAUGAAGCAUCUUGCGCAGGAAAUUGAAAAAGCAACAAGGUUAGUGAUGGAGUUGACUAGAUCUAGUGGUCCAGUCGGUAGUAACUUAUCCACAAAUGGUGUAGGUGCUGCUUCAAGUAUCAAUCCUUCUAAUACAACUACCAGUGGAGUUGCUGCAUCGGCACCUACUGCACAACUGUCGCACCAUCAUCACCACUCACAUAGUCACAUAUCUGUUCCGACACAGAAUUCGCAGAUAGUUCGUCCGCAAAUGAAUCAACAAAGCCGUUCAUUUAACCCAGGUUGGCUGGCUCAAUCGCAAAAUCUUCGACCAGAACAAGUCCGACUGGCAUCUCAACAGACAUUCAAUCUGAAUAUGGAACAAAUUGGUUGGGCGCGAUCGCGUUCUGGCCCGAGUUCAGUUUACAAACCAGCUCAACCAACCAUAACCACACAGCCAGUUGUCCAACCAGUACAACCAACUCAAUUAACACAACCAACACGUCCAAUCCAAUCAGUUCGGCCUCAAGUAACUCAAGUGCCUAAAGUACAUCCUACACAACACGCUCCGUCGUCAUCACCAAAUUUGGCAACUCAACAAAUCCAGUCGACCCUGGCGUUGUCAGCUCAAGUACAACCAAACCAGACGAGUAGUGUAUCUUUACAAACAACAGUACCGUCAAAAGACUCAUCUAGCCAAGAAUCGCAGGAUGCUUUUUCACAUUUGUCAUCAUUGUUUGAACAAGACAACGGAGUAAAAAACCCCGCUGAAUCUGGUCAGACUCGGCCCAUGGUGGAAAAUUUGACAACUGAAUCAGUACAACCAACCGCAGCUAUACAUGUUUCUCAACCGACAAACUCGGCUCAAUCCUUGAAUAACUCUCCAAUGCAGAAUGCGGUAGAUAUUGCACAGGGAAGUUCAAGUGUACCGAAGCAAGUUUCGCAACAAAAUCGACAAUUCCCAUCUCCUUUCUUUGUUGAUACACAAGAAUCGAAUCAGCAAAAGGAAACUGUAUCAACACAAAAUGCGCAAUCUCCUACAAUAAGUAGUCUGGUUGCUACUAAUGUUGAAAAGAGACCGCUUCCCCAAGAGCCAUUAUCAUCGAUAUCUGCUUUUGAUUUUCCAGUAAAUCCAUCGCCGCCAGAGAAACGUCAAAAAAUCACUGGUAUGUUGGGCAUUGAGUUGAGUAAAGAUGUAAUAGGGUUGGAAGGUUCUCCUCAACCAGAAAGUUUCUCAUUCGGCAAUGGAAAGGAGACUGCUGCCGCCAAAAACACGUUUGCCUUAUUCCCAGGUCAUGAAGUAAUUGACUUGACGGGAGAUGACAGUGACUAG